Molecule: messenger RNA, 1177 nt
Organism: Beta vulgaris subsp. vulgaris (sugar beet)
Lineage: Eukaryota; Viridiplantae; Streptophyta; Magnoliopsida; Caryophyllales; Amaranthaceae
Exons: 3
Coding region: 114-866 (250 amino acids)
Source: RefSeq, a predicted model, not a curated record
UUAUAUUUUUAUUAUCGUCCACGAGGACCACGACGACGAGGAGAAAUCAAACAUCCUUCUCGGCUCUGGCUUUACUCUGUAGGGGUUUAUCCAUUAUCAUCUAAAUUUGAGCAAUGACUAGUUCAGCAGAAGAUGACGAUUUCUCAGUGUUUGUUUUAGCAUCGGAUUUAGGAAUCGACGCUCAACCCUUCCUAAAUCCUUCUGAAAGAGACAGAGAACCCGCUGAAACUUGGCAUGAUUGUCCUUCUUACUUCGCCGACGAAGACUUUUCCGAUCUCGAAACUCGUGAUUUCUUCCAUCUUCAUGGCUCUGAUAAAUCUGGCAAUCGUAUCUUCCGCAUCGUCGGAAAAUUCUUUCCUGCUCAGGUUGUCAGUUCUGAACGAUUGAAAAAGUAUGUUUUCUACAAAAUAUACACGGAAUUACCAGAGGGACCGUUUUGCAUUCUUUACAUGCAUACUACAGUACAAAAGGAGGACAAUUCCCCGGGAAUAACCAUCUUGCGGUGGAUCUAUGAGGACCUCCCUGCUGAUAUUAAAGAUAGGCUUCAGGUCGUGUAUUUUCUUCACCCUGGUCUACGGUCGAGGCUUGCCUUUGCGACACUUGGACGGUUCUUCUUGAGCGGGAACUUAUAUUGGAAAGUCAAGUAUGUCAGCCGCCUGCAGUACCUUUGGGAUGACAUUAAGAAAGGAGAAAUUGAGAUCCCUGAUUUUGUGAAAAGCCAUGAUGACAUACUUGAGCACAGACCACUAACUGAUUAUGGGAUCGAACCAGAUCCAUUGAAAUUGACUGAGGUUCCUUCCAUGUCCUACUCUCUUGGGAGGUAUGAUUAUGAAGAAAGGUGGGCAUCUAGGGAGCGAAUAUCUUGAGUUUGAACACCUCGUGCCAAAGACUUGGCGAAAAAGAACCCAUCAUAAAAUGUAGAGAAUAAUUUAUGCAGUUGUGGAAACUGGAAAAGAAAGUGUAUUGUAAUAUACCCCAUGUAAAUCAUGGAGAUGAUGAUGAUGAUCUAAACUAGAGCUACAAAGUGCCUUUGCUGUAAAAUAUAUAUACUGAGGGGUAAUUGGUUCCUAUGGUUUAGGCUCUUUUAGCUUUGCCUUUGGCUUACAUGCUAUUGUAUUCGUACCACUUUAACUCAUUUAUCUCUAGAAAGAAUCUGCUUCUUUUUUGCUUGUCAAAA